Molecule: messenger RNA, 2669 nt
Organism: Harpegnathos saltator (Jerdon's jumping ant)
Lineage: Eukaryota; Metazoa; Arthropoda; Insecta; Hymenoptera; Formicidae
Exons: 7
Coding region: 248-829 (193 amino acids)
Source: RefSeq, a predicted model, not a curated record
AGACUGUGAUUGGUCAAUGCGUUGCCGCGUUGACGCGCUGCCGCGUCCUGUGUGUAGAAGCCAUAAGGAAGAAAUGUACUAUUAAAAAAUUAAGAACUAUUUGCUCCUAUUUUCUAACGUGCUGUGUUACUUUUUUAACGGAAAUUAUUUAGUUGAAUAGUUUUUAAAAUGAUUUAUUUUCGAUUGUAUAUUAAUUUACAAUAAUAAUAAAUAUUUACGAUAAUAAUUCAUUUACAUUGUCUAUACGAUGGAUAAUAAUGAUGCAAUGGAUACAGUAGUUGGUUUACAGACUACUUCAACUAAAGCAAUAGCUUUAGUAGAACGAAAUAUUAUGCCACAAGGUAUACUAUUAGUAGAUCCGACUGCUGUAGCUAAAUCAAAUCAGCAAGAUUUAAUGGCAUUGGUAGCAGAAAUACAGAAGGCUGAUAGCUGUAUAAAAGCUAAUGCAUGCAAUAAGUUACAAGUGAUUGCAGAACAGAUAAAAUUUCUGCAAAAGCAAGCUGAAGGGAUUUUGUUGGAAGCAGAACGAAAUGCAAAGUUACAUCAUGUUGCUUGUAAUUUUAUAAAACAACCUGGUCAUGUAUAUCAUUUAUAUCAACGAGAAUCAGGACAACUUUAUUUCUCUAUGAUUAGUCCAGAGGAAUGGGGUAAUUCUGCACCAUCUCAAAGUUAUAAAGGUUCCUUCAGAUUAGAACAUGAUCAUUCAUGGACUCCAUUAUCUCAAUUACAGAGAAAAGAUGAUGAAUUAGAUAUAUUUAAUAAAUUCUUACCUAACAAUGCAAUUACAAAUUCUCUUCUGCAUAAUAUUAUGUUAAACACAAGCACAUAAUGAAUUUAUUAGAAUUAUAAUAGAAUUAUUUUAUCUUGGAAAGUACAAAUUAUAUCAGAAUAAAAAAUUUUUAUAUAAAAGAAUGUUAUUAAAAUAACUCUUAAUUCAAGAAAGUAUGUUUUUAUCGUGUGUAAUUUAAGAAGCAAGUUUAUUUGAUGAUUCAAUAUCGACUUAGUUGUAAUUUGUUUAAUAGAUACAUACACAAAUAUAUCUUAUACGUUCCACAAAAUAUGUAUAUAUAUAAUUACAUACAGGAACAUUAUUUAAAUCAAUAACCAUUUUAUAUGAUUUCAUCUCGUAAUAUAUUACUUCUUUUAAUUACACUAGUAAUUGGUUGUGACUAAUUAACAAAUGGUCUUAUACACAACAUGCAAAUUGUAUACCUACUUCAGACCCAGGUAUGCAGCAAUAGACAGAUUCGUAUCUUCAACUACGUUAAUGAAUUGUAAAAUGAUCAAUAUGACUUUGGAAUAAUAUAUAUGUAUAUCUAUUUUAUAUAUAGAAUUAUUAAUAUUUCUAUAGGCAGUAUAGAUUUGUAUUUAGGUUGACUAUGUUUUGUCCUUUUAGCAAGGUAUCUUAAACAAUAUUAUUAUUGGAAAUGGCAUACAAUUUAAAAUUAAUACAUAUAUAUGCAUAUGAAGAAUUUUAAAUUUUAUAUUACAUAUACCUUUUAAAAAGAUUAUGAAAGAAACACACAUAUCUAUUCUAAUGCAGUACAAUAAAACAUGUAUGUUUCUAUGUGUUCCUUCACAUUUUAAAUUACAUGACUAUUUCCAAAUAAUUAAAUAUCAGUUUACUGAGAAGACAAUACUAAUGUACAAAGAAUAAACGAACACUCGGUAUUUUCCAUUUUCUAUGUAAAAUUAAAUCUCUAAGAGAUAACAAUCUACACUGCAAUAAUAUGCCAAUCACUUAUGAGGAUUGCGACGACUGCGUUUCGUUUUUAAUGUUGAUCGCAUAUGUCAGGUAGUGUUCACUUUAUGCGCUAAAACAUACAAGAGAGAAUCAUACAAGAGACAAAUCAAAAUAUUAAAUAAAAAGAUAAGAACGAUAUUAAGACAGCUAACACAUACAGUAUAUGCCAUUAUGUUUUUAUAUUUAACACUGAGGUGUUGCUGUAGUUUUUUUUAUUUUAAAAGAACAAAUAAAUAAAAAUGAAUUCUUACAUGAAACUGGUAUCCUGAGAGGUGCAUCGUCUCGUAUAAUACAUUCAUGUGUUUGAGUAUGGAAAAGAUAUUGUACCAAAAGCUGUUUAUCUUCUCCCACACAUGGAUCAUAAAAGCCAGAAUCGAAUACGAUUAGAGUAUCUAAUACCUUGGAUGCUUUAUGAAGAAUCAAUUUGGAAUCUUUGACUAAACAUUGUAACGGAAUCGUCACGUCUAUCAUCUCAUCUCUAUGUCCGCUCUCUUCCAAAUUAGAUCUAUCUUGCUGAGGAUAAACGAAUCGACCGUACAGAGCUUUGUGGCAUAAAAAACAGGAGCUGGAAGAAUCUCGUCGCACAGAUGGAUUGGAAAUGUGUAUGCUUGUGAGGCACGACUCAGUCUAAUUUUCAAGGUAACGCCAGUCGGUACACCGACACGUACAGCUGCCGAAACCGAGCUAUGUUGGGAGACCUUUUUUUCCACACCAUAUUCAAGAAACGCACCAAAAGUGUAAUUAAGACUGAUGAAAGAAUGUAUAAGUCCAAAAUGUAUGGAGAUCGCAGUGUACGAUCGGGAUGUAUCUCUCACCACCAUGGUGCUCAUAGCAUCCUGUAUACCAGCUCUAUAAGUGAGGUAUCCCACUGUAUGCUUGUCCAACUGCAUUGCAAGAGCUGUAAAUAAACUUAUAUGAUCUCCAA